Molecule: messenger RNA, 1323 nt
Organism: Adineta steineri
Lineage: Eukaryota; Metazoa; Rotifera; Eurotatoria; Adinetida; Adinetidae
Source: the annotation of a GenBank genome assembly
AUGCAACGACAAUUCGUUCUUCUCGUUGCAAGUCUUGUUUUAUUUGGAAUUAGUUGUACUUCAGCAGCUAAUUGGGCCGUGGUUGUUGCUGGUUCCAAUGGUUAUUACAAUUAUCGUCAUCAAGCUGAUGCUUGUCAUGCCUAUCAAAUUUUACAUAAAAAUGGCAUCCCAGACUCCAACAUCAUUGUUAUGAUGUACGAUGACAUUGCUCAAAAUACACAAAAUCCAACAAAAGGUGUUAUUAUUAAUCAUCCAGAUGGAGAAGAUGUUUACCAUGGUGUACCAAAAGAUUAUACCGGCGCAGAUGUAACACCAAAGAAUUUCAUCAAUGUUUUACUUGGAAACAAAGAAGCCAUGAAUGGUAUUGGCAGUGGUAAAGUCUUAGAAAGUGGUCCAGAUGAUAAUGUCUUCAUCUUUUAUACUGAUCAUGGUGCUGUUGGCCUCGUUGCUUUUCCAACCGGUGUUCUCUAUGCCACAGAUUUAAAUUCAACCAUCAUGAAAAUGCAUAGCCAAAAUAAAUACAAACAAAUGGUUAUCUAUAUCGAAGCAUGUGAAUCAGGUUCAAUGCUUGAAAAUAUUCUUCCAAACAAUAUCAAUGUAUAUGGAACAACAGCAUCAAAUGCUGAAGAAUCAUCAUAUGCUUGUUAUUAUGAUGCUAAACGACAAACAUAUUUAGGUGAUGUUUAUUCAGUUGUUUGGAUGGAAGAUUCCGAUGUUGAAAAAAUUGACACAGAAACAUUAUUUCAACAAUUUCAAAUUACACAAAAGAAAACAAAUACAAGUCAUGUUAUGCAAUAUGGUGAUCUUGCUUUAGGUAAAGCUGAUACCGUUGGUCAAUUCCAAGGUGCAAGCAGCAAUUCAAAUAAACCACAACGUAACAUCCUUAAAGAGAAAUACAAUGAAAUGCUUCGUCGUGAUGCUGUAGCUACUGAAGAUGUUCGUGUUGCAAUUGUUACACGUCGUUUAGCUGAAGCCAAAGAAAAUUCAAUUGAAAAAGAAAACUUAGAACGUGAACUUGUUCAAUUACUUAACGAUAAAGCUACAAUUGCAAAUCAUAUUCAACAAAUCGCAGCAAAAGCUUUAUCAAUGAAUCGUGGUGAUUAUUUCGCAAUGGUAACUGAAAAACAUAUGCCACUUACACAACAUGCAUGUUAUAAAUCAGUUACACAACGUGUCCAGGAAAAAUGUUUCGAUCUUCCAAAUGAAUAUGUACUUAACAAACUCUACAUCAUGGCUAAUUUAUGUGAAAUUGGUUUAUAUGAUUUUACUAUUAACCAAGCCGUUGAUCAAGUCUGCCAAGAACGACUUCACUUUGAUUACUGA